AUGGAUUACCCAUUCUAUCUAUCUUUGUAUUACUACAUCACCAGGAAGACUUAUCCCACCGACGCAGAUGAGAAGACCAAAAAGCGUAUUCGUUUCCAUGCCAACAAGUAUCAAGCGUAUCGAGGGCGCUUAUACGCCAAAGGAGAAGAUGAUGAACCAAGCUUAGAGCUUCUUCAUGAAGGCAACGCUGAUGAGGUUAUCAAGACCGUUCAUGAAGAAGGACACGUUGGCAUCAACAAUACUUGGAGAAAACUACGAAUGGCUUACACUGGACCCUGCCUCUUUGAAAGGGUACGGACCAUCGUGCAAUCGUGUGAGUCAUGUCAAUUCAGAGCAAGGAUACAAGCUAAACGUCACGAGCAAGCUAGACCAAUACCAACACCAUCACAUCCCUUCUUCAUGGUUGGUUGUGAUGCCGUUGGUCCAAUCAAGAUGGAUGGCAAGCCCGACAAGUAUCUCUUGGUAGCAAUCGACUAUUUAACUCGAUGGCCUAUAGCUCGGGUGGUCACUGAUAUCACUGAAGGGACCACUGCUGACUUUCUUUUCGAUGAGCUGGUGUCAAUGUAUGGCGUGCCUAGAUAUCUAUUGACGGAUCGUGGUAGCAACUUCAAGUCAGCAUACGUUCAUGCUUUCCUCAAGUCAUUGGGUUGUCGACAUAUCACUACUACGGCUUAUCGUCCUCAGACCAAUGGCAUGUGCGAAAGGAUGAAUCAGACCAUUGUGCAGACCAUAGCCAAAUUGGCAAGGGAUCAAGAUAGUAUGCAAGAUUGGGAACAAUUCGUCAAGCCUGCUUUGUUAGCCAUACGUACUACCCCAAAUGAAGCUACUCGUUUUUCUCCUGCCAUGUUGCUUUUUGGCUAUGAGCUACGUACUCCCGCUGUAUGGCCAGCUCCACGUCAAGAUUAUGUUGAAGGAGAAAUUGCUGACGAAUUAGCUGCAAGAGCCAAGGUGAUUAAAUUGUUAACGGAUCAACUACGACAGCAAGCUUGUGAGAAUGCUCAACAUCGCAAGGAACAAGACAAGAAAAGAUAUGAUGCGCAAGUCCGUAACAGACGUCGUUUUCGUGUUGGUGAACAAGUCCUGAUGCGUGAUAGACAUCCACCAAGCAAAUUUGCCGAUCGUUGGUUGGGCCCGUUGAUUGUAGUGCAAGAAUUUAAGAAUGGCACCUAUAUGCUUGAAGGACCAAAUUCUCGAAGGUUAAAAGGUGCAGUACAUGGAGAUAACCUUCGUCCUUUUGUGAGCCGUCGUCACCUUAUUCCUGAUGUUCAAGUCAAACAAGCCGAACAACAAUUUCAAGCUUGGUUGGAAAGAGGUGAUGAUGAUUCGUUUUAA
Messenger RNA from Lichtheimia ornata, 1332 nucleotides. RefSeq lists its product as uncharacterized. Gene Ontology annotation, molecular function: nucleic acid binding. The coding region runs from base 1 to 1332 and encodes 443 amino acids. Gene Ontology annotation, biological process: DNA integration. The record is from RefSeq and is a predicted model, not a curated record. NCBI's taxonomy places the organism in Eukaryota, Fungi, Mucoromycota, Mucoromycetes, Mucorales, Lichtheimiaceae. The transcript has a single exon.